UUUGUAAACCUUAAUAUACAUGUAUAUGGGUAUUUAUAUUGGAUACACAAGUUAACAUGUUAAAAGAUCUUUAACAUUUGUUAACCUUAGUUAGAAGUGAUAUGUGUUUAAGAAGUGUUAUUCUGUUACUGAUAGGUCAGUGUAUUGGAUUUGAUAUUUUUAACAUUGAAGAGAACUGCGGUAAAUCUAUUAACAGCUUUGCGGGGGAGCUUACUAGUAAAUUUGAUUCGUCAAAAUACAACUCAAAAAUAGUUGGAGGGCAAUGCCGUGUCACUGUCAAACUUGAAAGUUCGUUGUUCACAUCAAAGUCACACGUGUUGUUCUAUUUCACAGAGGUGAAUCCAUUUCCCUCCUGUAAUGCAGGCAAUAUUACAAUUCUUGAUGGUGACAAGAAGUUAGCGAUUAAAGGAUUGCCUCGAUUUCUUUGCGGACAUCAUCAAGAACUUGAACAAUCUGACAAAUUCUUUACAACGUUAAGUGAUAGAUUGACGGUCGUAUUUAAUACAAAUGAUGUCUCCAGUUACUACGGACAAUUCAACAUGAAAUACAUCAUGUUUAGUAAUGGUCCAUGCCACAGUGAACAUGUAUACAAAUGUUCAAAUGGACGCUGCAUCCCAAACUAUUAUCGUUGUUCGAGUCAGAUUAAUGCUUGCUUGACAACAGAAGCAGUGUGCAAUCAAACCAGAGAUUUAAAAGUCGAUGGUAGUACCCGUGACAAGGAACCGAAGUAUUUACAGAAUUUGUAUACGUUUGCUUCAUUAGUAAUAUUCGGGAUAACCGCACUCUGCGUUUACAGGAGACUGAAAGGGAAGCCAUGUCGAUCACAUCCAAACCCACGACCAGACGCAACAAAUCAGGGCCGAGGUUGGGGACCAAUUAAUAUUCAAUCUAAUCCAGCAACAGAUGAGCAAGUACCUUUUUCAAACACAAGUUUAAAAGAAGUUAAAACUAUUGACCAUUUUUCUUUUCAUGCCUAA
This is a messenger RNA of Ruditapes philippinarum (Manila clam), 977 nucleotides long. RefSeq lists its product as uncharacterized. The transcript has 6 exons. The coding region runs from base 102 to 977 and encodes 291 amino acids. Lineage: Eukaryota; Metazoa; Mollusca; Bivalvia; Venerida; Veneridae. The record is from RefSeq and is a predicted model, not a curated record.